Messenger RNA from Prinia subflava (tawny-flanked prinia), 2979 nucleotides. RefSeq names its product RWD domain containing 4 (gene RWDD4). The record is from RefSeq and is a predicted model, not a curated record. Gene Ontology annotation, molecular function: protein binding. NCBI's taxonomy places the organism in Eukaryota, Metazoa, Chordata, Aves, Passeriformes, Cisticolidae. The transcript has 7 exons. The coding region runs from base 135 to 698 and encodes 187 amino acids.
GGUAGGGGGCGGGGCCCCCGGGUGCCCGUCCGUGCGAGUCCGGCGGGGCCGCGCCAGCCAGGCCCGCCCAGCCCCGGCGGCAGCGGGGCCGGGCCGGGGCGGAGAGAGCGGGGCGGGAGCGGGGCGCUCCGGCCAUGGCGGCCAACGAGGACCAGGAGAUGGAGCUGGAAGCGCUGCGCUCCAUCUACGAGGGAGACCUGUGCUUCAGGGAGCUCAGCCCGGUGUCCUUCCAGUACAGGAUAGGUGAAAGUGGAGAUCCCAAAGCCUUUCUAAUAGAAGUUUCUUGGCCAGAAACAUACCCACAAACAGCACCAGUCAUAUCAAUGGAUGCUUUCUUUAACAACACAAUAUCUUCAGCUGUUAAGCAAAGUAUAUUGGAUAAGUUAAAGGUAGAAGUUGAAGCAAAUCUUGGAACUGCAAUGACAUACACACUUUUUGAAUAUGCCAAAGACAAUAAGGAGGUAUUCAUGGAAAAUCAACCUGUUAACACUGUGACUUCAGUAAGCAAUAACAUUUCAACUGGAACUCCUGAUGUGCCACCAAGUAAGAAAAAAGAGAAAAAGGAACAGUUAUCCAAAACCCAGAAACGAAAACUAGCUGAUAAAACAGAUAACAAAGGGGAACUUCCACGAGGAUGGAACUGGGUUGAUGUAAUCAAGCAUGUAAGUAUUUUCAAGUUCUCUUUUUUUUACUGUUAGAAAGAGUAAGAACUGCUGCUUAUUUUGGAUUCUAAUUUACAAAUUCCUCAAAAGCUUUAAAAAGUUAGUUCUUCUGAAUAUUAGUCUGAAGGAUUUCCCUCUUUGAACUUCAUUGUUUUUUUUAUUUACUGAGCAAUUUUAAUUUUAUGAUGAGAGGGCUUUGCUAACCAAAUGCACUGCAAAUAUUCUGUCUUCAUCUAACAAGAAGACUUGAAAUAAAGUUAUUAGUGCUGCCAGGUUCUGGAGGGCAGUGGAUAAGUAAGAAAUAAAAGGGAGCUGUCCCAAGUGGGAGCACCUUACUGUCUCCUAUGAGCCUCAUUCUCUGCUGCAGCUCCUGCAGUAAAUAAUUCUUUUCUACUUGUGCCCUCAGUAUUGAUUUCUUCUACCCACUUGGCUUUACUGAUUCAGUGAAAAUCACUGCUUGACAGUUUUUAAAGCAAACUAUUUUAUUUUACACAACUGAAGUAAUUUUCACUGUAAGACCUAAUACCAGUUCCAGUUGUUAGAUAACAGCAAGUAAAUGAGGAAGAUUGCUUUGGGCAGAGUCUUUCUGAGUCACAAGUGGCCAUUUAUAGUGGAUGUCUUGGUUUUCAGAUAGAUUUCAUGAUAGGCAUGAAAUCUACUUUUAAUAAUUAUCAGCCUAGCUUUAAAAGCUGAGAAAUACUAAGUUAAAUGUAAUGUCUGUUUUUAUAUUGUCUAAAUUUCUAUAUGGGAAUUCACUCAGACGUGUGAAAAUAAAGUUCCAUUACUUUUUGUUUGUUUGUUUGUUUGUUUGUUUGUUUGUUUGGGGUUUUUGGGGGUUUUUGUUUGUUUGUUUUGGUUUUUUGUUUGGUUUUUUUUGUUUGUUUGGGUUUUUUGUGUUUUGUUUUGGUUUGUUUUGGUUUGUUUUUGUUUUUGUUUUUUUUUUUUUGUUUUUGUUUUUGUUUUUGUUUUUUUGAGAGCUAGUGAUAGAGCCUUCAAAUUAAAUAGAAACAGUGCCCUGAGGUUUUUCUGGGGUUGGUUACCAUUUGGGGUUUUUUUGGUUUUUUUUUUAAUUCAACUUUCAUUAUCAGGAAAUAAGCUCAUUUAGUGCUUAAGCUUAAGAAUUAAUUUUUGAUGCUUUUAAGUCUCUUGGUACAGUAGCACAAUCAGUCUGUAUUGUUAACUAAGUAUACACAUGUUCAGUGUGAGAUGGAAAUAAUAUUCUUGUUUCCUAAUAAAUGGAAUGGCAGUCUAAACUUUGAAUACUUUCUUUUUGUGUCUCUUUUAUAGUUAAGCAAAACUGGUUCUAAAGAUGAUGAAUAAAGGACUUUGGUACAAGGAAACUCCACCUUUUAAUACAGUGCAAUUCUGGGUCACCAUCUCUCUUAAUAACUUUCAUAUUUGUUGAAGUAAACAUUUUAUAAAGCUCGAUUUCCUAACUUGUAAAUCUAGUCACACAAGUUUAUCUAGAGACCAUGUGGUCAUCUUCAGAAAAAUCAACCAACAAACUUGCCUUAAAUGAAGGUUAGAAUGUGACAAAGGAUAUGGAGAGCCAGUGUGGUGAAGUGAAUAGUGCUGAAGUGUUUAUUAAUUUAUAUUUAGUCUGUAGUAAAAUCCUGUUAUAGUGAACCCAGUGAUACUGUAAACACUUCCUGAUGUUCUUAUUCCAAUUGAAGAAAAAAGCACUAUAACAGUGAUUGGUCACCUGACACCUUAAUUCAUCAAAAUAAAUUAUUCCAUGGAAAUAAGACCUUUGUCAUUUGUUUAUCUAGUAUGAACUAGAAGGAGAAUAUACAAAUUGUUCCACUGCCUAACAGGCUAGAGCUUAUGGUCUUGUUUUUACUAGUUACUGGCUGAAAUAGUAAAUACUAGUGAAAGCAAGGCCAAAUAUUCUAGUCUGCUCAAAAAUGAAUGGUUAUAGCAAGAGUGCAGCUUCUUUAUUCUCCACGAUAUCCCAUCUGCUGGUCUUUCUCCAGUGUGCAUCUUUACAGACAGUGGGAUGUCUGAAGAGGGGCAGAAGUGCUUUCUUGCACAUGUCUCAAUGAUUGGGAUUUUGUAGCUGCUUCAUUGGAGAAAUAGGCAUUCUUUGGAGGGAUUUGCUGACUAAAUGGUGGGACAGUGAAAGUUAGCAAUCCAUCAAACGUACUGGGAGAACUUCUUUGUGAGAGCUCUUUUCUUUUUUUUUCCUAAUCUGCCCUCUUGUAUAAGAAGAAGAAGUCAUCUUUACUGUAUGAACUGUUACUGAAUACAAGAUGCCUUAAUGUCCUUUAUUAUUUUGGUUUGUCUUGAGAUGAACUUUAAUAAAUGCCUAUUUAUCUGC